Coregonus sp. 'balchen' is the source of this 7864-nucleotide messenger RNA. Lineage: Eukaryota; Metazoa; Chordata; Actinopteri; Salmoniformes; Salmonidae. The record is from the annotation of a GenBank genome assembly.
CUGCAGUGUGUCAAUGACUUAGUCAGUAACAUCACUUGUGUGUUGAACAUCACAUGCGUGCCCCCAGACAUGCCAUGCAUUCUGCAUGGUGAAUACGCUGGGACUAAAAGGUAAAGAAGACUAAGGAUGCACCCUAACUGGAACCCUAUUCCCAUAGGACCCUGGUCAAAAGUAGUGCAAUAUAUAGGGAAUAGGGUGCUUUUUGAGAUGCUAACUGAAACAAUGGUUCACUGUUUUAACUACAGUGAAUGUGAGAUGAAGUCCUUGGGCGGUUCCAACACAGCUUUGAGAGGCGGCAGUCUGGUCUUUGAGGGCAAUCCAGUGAGUUUUAUAAAACUACAUGAAGUUAUAAAUAUGCAUUAUUAUAGAUGAUAAGUAUUUUAAUAACAGAUUAUAAAAGUAAUAAAAUGAAUGUAACACAUUAAUCUGGAUGAAUUAAUUAUUAAGUUUUUCCUAAUAAUAAUAAUAAUAAUAAUAAAACAAUGACAGCAUAUAUAUAGACCAAUAGACAACCAACCCUGGAUAACUGAACUUCUGUCAAUUCUCUUUCAGUUCUUUUGGGACGAUGAUAAAAUACCCAUUAAUGUACGGUGUGGACAAGCAGAAGAUUAUGUGAUUCAGAUUAACUACACGUAUCAACCAUUUAACCACAGUAAGUGUACAGUAUUUUGAGGCCAAAGGUCUAAGUACUAUUGUGUACGAAAUGUCAGCUAUGACUAACCUACUACUACACUACUAAAUGCUGGAAAGCGUAUUAAUUUACAGUGCAUUCGGAAAGUGUUCAGACCUCUUGACUUUUCCCCAAAAUUGUCUUACGUUACAGCCUUAUUCUAAAAUGGAUUAAAUCGUACCAGAACUUUAUUAUCCAUUUACAUGAAAAUUAAUUUUGUGAGGUCAGCAUACAAAAUGCACAAACUCAAUACACUAUAAUACAACAUAAUGCAAUACAAAAAUGCUGGAAAGCGUAUUAAUUUACAGUGCAUUCGGAAAAUGUUCAGACCUCUUGACUUUUCCCCAAAAUUGUCUUACGUUACAGCCUUAUUCUAAAAUGGAUUAAAUCGUUUUUCCCCCUCAUCAAUCUACAUACAAUACCUCAUAAUGACAAAGCGAAAACAGUUUUUUAUUUUUAUUUCUGCAAAUAUAUAUAUAUAUAAAAAAACUGAUAUGACAUUUACAUAAGUAUUCAGACCCUUUACUCAGUACUUUGUUAAAGCACCUUUAGCAGCGAUUACAGCCUUAAGUCUUGUUGGGUAUGACGCUUGGCACACCUGUAUUUGGGGAGUUUCUCCCAUUCUUCUCUGCAGAUCCUCUCAAGCUCUGUCAGGUUGAAUGGGGAUCAUCGCUGUACAGCUAUUUUCAGGUCUCUCCAGAGAUGUUCGAUCGGGUUCAAGUCCGGGCUCUGGCUGGGCCACUCAAGGACAUUCAGAGACUUGUCCCGAAGCAACUCCUGCGUUGUCUUGGCUGUGUGCUUAGUGUCGUUGUCCUGUUGGAAGGUGAACCUUCGCCCCAGUCUGAGGUCCUGAACAGGUUUUCAUCAAGGAUCUCUCUGUACUUUGCUCCGUUCAUCUUUCCCUCGAUCCUGACUAGUCUCCCAGUCCCUGCCACUGAAAAACAUCCCCACAGCAUGAUGCUGCCACCACCAUGCUUCAUCGUAGGGAUGGUGCCAUGUUUCCUCCAGACGUGACGCUUGGCAUUCAGGCCAAAGAGUUCAAUCUUGGUUUCAUCAGACCAGAGAAUCUUGUUUCUCAUGGUCUGAGAGUCUUUUGUGUGCAUUUUGGCAAACUCCAAGCGGGCUGUCAUGCCUUUUACUGAGGAGUGGCUUCCGUCUGGCCACUCUACCAUAAAGGCCUGAUUUGUGGAGUGCUGCAGAGAUGGUUGUCCUUCUGGAAGGUUCUCCCAUCUUAACAGAGGAACUGUAGAGCUCUGUCAGAGUGACCACCGGGUUCUUGGUCACCUCCCUGACCAAGGCCCUUCUCCCCCGAUUGCUCAGUUUGGCCGGGCGGCCAGCUCUAGGAAGCGUCUUGGUGGUUCCAAACUUCUUCCAUUUAUGAGUGACGGAGGCCACUGUGGUACCCUUCCCCAGAUCUGUGCCUCGACACAAUCCUGUCUCUGAGCUCUACGGACAAUUCCUUUGACCUCAUGGCUUGGUUUUUGCUCUGAAAUGCACUGUCAAUUGUGGGACCUGUGGCACUGUGUGCCUUUCCAAAUCAUGUCCAAUCAAUUGAAUUUACCACAGGUGGACUCCAAUCAAGUUGUUGAAACAUCUCAAGGAUGAUCAAGGGAAAUUGGAUGCACCUGAGCUCAACUUUGAGUCUCAUAGCAAAGGGUCUGAAUACUUAUGGAAAUAAGGUAUUUCUGUUUUUUACUUUUAAUAAAUGUGCAAACAUUUCAAAAAAACUGUUUUCGCUAUGUCAUUAUGGGGUAUUGUGUGUAGAUUGAUGAGGAAAUUGUUUAAUUUAAUACAUUUUAGAAUAACGUAACAAAAUGUGAAAAAAGGGAAGGGAUCUGAAUACUUUCCAAAUGCACUGUAUACAACUUAAUACUAAUUCAUACUAGACACUAACAUUUCUAAUUCAACUUAGUACUAGUAGUUCUGUUAUAGUGAUAUUAGUGCUAUAUUAGUAAUAUAUUAGUACUACUACGACUACAUUAACUGUGUUGUUUUGUAUUUUGGCAGUUAAGAUGCACCCCCCUGGCAAGCCAAACAUCACUAAUUCCUCAAUCGCAUGGACACCAGGAGCUCCCAUUUCAGAUAUGAUCUCCCACUAUAACUUCCAGCUACAGUGGAAACAGGAACUACAUCACUGGGAGGUGAGAGAGAGAGGGGGGGGAGGGAGGGGGAGAAAGAGAGAAAGGGGGGAGGUAAGGGAGACAGAGGACAGAGAAUGACAAGAAGGAAAGGGGAGAGAUUAGAGAGAAUACAGUGAAAGAGAGAAUACAGUGAAUGAGAGAAUACAGUGAAAGAGAGAAUACAGUGAAUGAGAGAAUACAGUGAAAGUGGGAAUACAGUGAAAGAGAGAAUACAAUGAAAGAGAAUUCAGUGAAAGAGAGAAUACAAUGAAAGAGAGAAUUCAGUGAAAGAGAGAAUACAGUGAAAGAGAGAAUACAGUGAAAGAGAGAAUACAAUGAAAGAGAGAAUACAAUGAAAGAGAGAUACAGUGAAAGAGAGAAUACAGUGAAAGAGAGAAUACAUGAAAUACAUGAAGAGAGAAACAUUCAGUGAAAGUGGAGAAUCCGUGACGAGGAAACAGUGAAAGAGAGAAUUCAGUGAAAGAGAAUACAGUGGAAUACAGUGAAAGUGAGAAUACAGAAGAGAGAAUAAGGAAAGAGAGAUACACAUGAAAAGAGAAUACAAGUGAAGAGAGAAAAUACAGUGAAAGAGAGAAUACAUGAAGAGAGAAUACAUGAAAGAGAGAAUACAAUGAAAGACAGAAUACAAUGAAAGAGAGAAUUCAGUGAAAGUGAGAAUACAGUGAAAAGAGAAUACAGUGAAAGGGGGGAGGAAAGGGAGACAGAGGACAGAUAAUGACAAGAAAGGGGAGAGAUUAGAGAGAAUACAUGAAAGGGGGAGGAAAGGGAGACAGAAUGACAAUAAGUGAAAGAGGAAGUGGAAUUCAGUGAAGUGAGAUACAGAGAGAAUCAGUGAAAGAGAGAAUACAACGAAAGAGAGAAUUCAGUGAAAGAGAGAAUACAGUGAAAGAGAGAAUACAAUGAAAGAGAGAAUACAAUGAAAGAGAGAAUACAAUGAAAGAGAGAAUUCAGUGAAAGAGAGAAUACAGUGAAAGAGAGAAUACAGUGAAAGAGAGAAUACAGUGAAAGAGAGAAUACAAUGAAAGAGAGAAUACAAUGAAAGAGAGAAUACAGUGAAAGAGAGAAUACAAUGAAAGAGAGAAUACAAUGAAAGAGAGAAUUCAGUGACAGUGAGAAUACAGUGAAAGAGAGAAUACAGUGAAAGGGGGGAGGAAAGGGAGACAGAUGACAGAUAAUGACAAGAAGGAAAGGGGAGAGAUUAGAGAGAAUACAGUGAAAGAGCGAAUACAGUGAAAUAGAGAAUACAGUGAAAUAGAGAAUACAGUGAAAGAGAAUACAGUGAAAGAGAGAAUAGUGAAAGUGAGAAUACAGUGAAAGAGAGAAUUCAGUGAAUGUGAGAAUUCAGUGAAAGAGAGAAUUCAGUGAAAGUGAGAGUACAGUGAAAGAGAGAAUACAGUGAAAGAGAGAAUACAACGAAAGAGAUAAUUUAGUGAAAGAGAGAAUACAGUGAAAGAGAGAAUACAGUGAAAGAGAGAAUACAGUGAAAGAGAAAAUACAAUGAAAGAGAGAAUACAAUGAAAGAGAGAAUACAGUGAAAGAGAGAAUACAAUGAAAGAGAGAAUACAAUGAAAGAGAGAAUACAAUGAAAGAGAGAAUUCAGUGAAAGUGAGAAUACAGUGAAAGAGCGAAUACAGUGAAAUAGAGAAUACAGUGAAAUAGAGAAUACAGUGAAAGAGAGAAUACAGUGAAAGAGAGAAUAGUGAAAGUGAGAAUACAGUGAAAGAGAGAAUUCAGUGAAUGUGAGAAUUCAGUGAAUGUGAGAAUACAGUGAAAUAGAGAAUACAGUGAAAGAGAGAAUACAGUGAAAGAGAGAAUAGUGAAAGUGAGAAUACAGUGAAAGAGAGAAUACAGUGAAAGAGUGCACAUCUCUUUGUACACUAUCUAAAAGUACACCUACUCUAUGUUGUACUACUGCAGGAUGCUGUGGAGGUGAACAGAGUAAACGAACAGACGUAUUUUGACCUGGACCCUGAGAUGCUGGAGAGAGGAAGGAGGUAUCAUGUCAGAGUCAGGGUCCGAGCCGACCCAGACGUCCACCCAGACUGUCAGUGGAGCGACUGGAGCCCCAGUGCAUCAUGGGUCUCUUCUGUGGGCCAGAUGAAGCCACAGCCAACAGGUAAAUACAGCAUCAGUGAUACAAGUUUGAAUAUAUUCAACCGCAAUGUGUCUCUCUGAAUCACACAGGUGCGAGGGACUGCCUUAAUUGACAUCAUUUGAGCCCAGGGAGCAGCUGUUGUUCGGGGUUAACCGUCUUGCUCAAGGGCAGAACAGCAGAUUUUUUCCACUUUGCCAGCUCUGAGAUUCGCUAGGCUAUACAGUAUAUACUUGGGUUGCGUCCCAAAUUGCCCCCUUAGCUACUGUAAUUCUAUAUUACAGUACUGUAAAGCGCAAUGCAGUAGUGCACUAAAUAGGGAAUACAUUGCCAUAGUAGUGUGUUUCCAUAUUAUUCUUGAAAAAUAGCUUCUUCUUCUUCUUCUUCUUCUUCUUCUUCUUCUUCUUCUUCUUCUUCUUCUUCUUCUUCUUCUUCUUCUUCUUCUUCUUCCCUAUUUCUUCCUUUCAUUCUUAGAUAGGCAGACACAUGUUCAAAGCAAAACAAACUUACAGACAGAAAUGACAAUGAAUGCUCUUCUAUGCCAAUCUAUAGGUCAAAUAGUGGUGUUCUUAUGUAAGUUCUAAGUAUGUUCUAUGUAUAUUAUAAGUAUGUCGUUCCUCUGGUCCGGUUCUCAGGUCAUCCUGAUGUUCUAGACCAGGACUUUGUGGUGGUAACUGUGGUGGGAGCUGUUGUUGUACUGGUCCUGCUGGUCUCCAUGUUCCUCUGCAACGGAAAAUUGUGAGUACUGUGUGUGUGUGUGUGUGUGUGUGUGUGUGUGUGUGUGUGUGUGUGUGUGUGUGUGUGUGUGUGUGUGUGUGUGUGUGUGUGUGUGUGUGUGUGUGUGUGUGUGUGUGUGUGUGUGUGUGUGUGUGUGUGUGUGUGACCAGGUAAGCUUGGAAUAGAGGGGAAUUCAAAGUAAAUGUGAUGUAUUUUAAAACCAACCGACUGCAAAGUAAACAUCAUGUAUUUGAUGUGAUUUCAUGUUUUGUAGUUGGUUAACUGCAACUUCCUUUCAUGUUGUUCAGUGCUGACAGGGUCAAGGAGAUUCUGAAUCCUCCUAUACCAGAUCCCUCCAGGUACUUUGACGGCCUCAACCUCGAUCACGAUGGAAACUUCAAGGUCAGUUCUACUUUUGACUGAAGUCAUGUGCCAAAAGGCACCCUAUUCCCUAUAUAGUGCACUACUUUGUAAUGGCUGUAGACUUAGUUAGGUUAUAAUGGCUGGAAUGUAAUGGUAUCAAACAUAUAAAACACAUAGUUUCCAUGUAAUUGAUACCUUUCCAUUAAUUCCAUUCCAGACAUUAUUAUGAGCUGUCCUCACCAUUGUCUUACAUUAGCAUCAUGUAGGAGUGAAGCCACCUGUCAGAAGACAAUGCCGUCCUCAACUUAUCAGCCUCCUCUGCAACAAAAAGAGUACAGGAAUGAAAAAAGAAUCAUUUUAUUUUCCUCUCUCUCCGUGUCUCUGUGUGUGUGGUUUGGUGUGUGUGUGUGUGUGUGUGUGUGUGUACAUGCAUGUCUGUGUGUGUGCCUACAGGCUUGGCUGGGUCCUCUGUUCGUCCCUGAAUCCUUCGACUCUGCUGUGCACCGUGAAGACAUCUCCCAGAUAGAGAUCACCGACAGCCUGGACAAUGUCGCCCCCUUGAGGACAGCACUACUCCUGGAAAAGAGAUGGGACAGCAGUGCCCACUCUUCCAACUCCGGCUUCUCCAACUGCAGCUACUUUUUAUCUCAAUGCUCCCGGCCUGGAUCCUCCUCCACCAAGCUGGAACCCUGCUCUGUACACUCCCCUUACGGACCAGUAGGUGGCACUACUGAAGAGAUAGAAGAGAGGAAGGAGGAGAACAGAGGAGAAGGGAUGGAUAGUGGUGUAGUGAAGAAGGAUGGAGAGAUGGGGGGUGGAGGGAAGGAUAGAGAGAUGGGGGGUGGAGGGAAGGAUGGAGAGAUGUGGGGUGGAGGGAAGGAUGGAGAGAUGGGGGAUGGAGGGAAGGAUGGAGAGAUGGGGGGUGGAGGGAAGGAUGGAGAGAUGUGGGGUGGAGGGAAGGAUGGAGAGAUUGUGGGUGGAGGGAAGGAUAGAGAGAUGGGAGGUGGAAGGAAGGAUGGAGAGAUAUGGGGUGGAGGGAAGGAUGGAGAGAUUGUGGGUGGAGGGAAGGAUAGAGAGAUGGGGGGUGGAGGGAAGGAUGGAGAGAUAUGGGGUGGAGGGAAGGAUGGAGAGAUUGUGGGUGGAGGUAUACUUGGAGGCAUCAGCGGAGGUGAAGAUAUCCUCCAGGUUUCAUCUUACGAGCGUGUUGAGAAGCUCCAGGCCCAGCGUCGGGCCCUCAUAAGCCCAGAUUCAGGCAUCGGCAGUGGGGGAGAGGAUCAGGAAAGUCAGGAGAGUGUGGAGGAGGCGGACGGGCCUACGGCAACCAUCCCCCAUUUUGUCUCUCAGGACUUCCAUCUUGUUCCGCUUCUUCCUCUUAGCAAUAACAAUAACUUUCCAUUCUGCUCCACCCCCUUACCCACUGCCCUGUCCGCUUUCCCCCAGCCACCCUUCACCCUCCCUGGGUUGGAUAGUGUAGGGGGAAAGGGUAGAGAGAUGGGGGUUGGAGGAGGUUCUAUCACAAUGUCUUCCUCAUAUGAACGUGUGGAUAAGCUCCAGCUCCAGUCCCAACGCCGGGCCCUCCAGAGCCCAGAUUCAGGCAUCGGCAGUUGGGGAGAGGAUCAGGAAAGUCAGGACAGCGUGGAGGAUGCAGACAAGCCUACCUUCAACCAUAUCCCUCUUAUUACCAAUAACAAUAUAUUUCCAUUCUGUUCCACCCCCUUACCCAUUCCACUGACCGGUUUACCACAGAUACCCUUCACCUUCUCUGGGUUGGGGUUGGCUCCAUCUCUGGGUAUGAGUACCAGUCAUCCAGGCAGGCUGAUCGAGGAGAUGUCUCUCCUGUCCUCUUCAAUGGCAAUAGAUCCCUCUAGUGGCGGAUACAUG